This is a messenger RNA of Cyphellophora attinorum, 1506 nucleotides long. Its product is annotated as putative transporter. The transcript is spliced from 4 exons. Gene Ontology annotation, molecular function: transmembrane transporter activity. Gene Ontology annotation, cellular component: membrane. Gene Ontology annotation, biological process: transmembrane transport. NCBI's taxonomy places the organism in Eukaryota, Fungi, Ascomycota, Eurotiomycetes, Chaetothyriales, Cyphellophoraceae. The record is from RefSeq and is a predicted model, not a curated record. Bases 1 to 1506 code for a protein of 501 amino acids.
AUGACUGGAGUCGAAAACACAGACAUGAAGUAUGCUGUCUCCGAGAAAGUCACUGUCACAUCAGACGAUAUGUCCGCGAAAAGCGAACUCUCAACCCCUGCCGCUGAGCCAGGAGUCUUGACCGGAACGAUCUUCAUCGACCCCGAAAAGGAGCGUGCAGUCCUGAAGAAGUUCGACAAAUACCUGCUCCCACAAGCAUUCGUCUUCAUCCUGCUUAACUAUCUGGACCGGUCCAAUCUGGGUAACGCCCGCAUAUUUGGCUUCGAAAAGGACAUCGGCCUGGUCAAUAAUGAGUUCGGUAACCUGGUAACCCUAUUUUUCGUGCCUUACAUUGUCACGGAAGCGCUCUGGGUUACCGCUGUGAAGCGAUUUGGCGCGAAUAAGGUCAUCACUGUCGCUCUGGUUGGCUGGUGCUCCGCAACAAUUGCCACAGGAUUCGUUCAGAACUACCACCAAGCUCUCGCCUGCAGGAUGUGUCUUGGCCUCUUCGAAGCUGGGGUGGCUCCGGCCUUCACCUUCAUCUUCACGACGAUCUACAAGCGCGAGGACACAGCGAAGCGUGUUGCUCUCAUCAACUUCAGCAACGCGGUGUCUGGAGCCUUCGGAGGAUUGUUCGCAUACGCAAUCCAAACUAUGGGUACUCAGCGAGGCCUGGAGUCCUGGAGGUGGCUUUUCAUCAUCGAAGGGGCUGUCUCUCUCUCACUCUGCGGUGGCUGCCUAUGGUCGUUCCCCAACAAGCCCGAGACUGCCUGGUUCCUCAACGAAGACGACAAAGCAUUGAUGCAACUCCGCCGGCAGCGCGAUGCGGCCUACAAAGGUGCAGAUGACGAGUUCAGAUGGGAAUAUGUUAGAGAAGCCAUCAGCGAUCCCUUCGUCUACGUCGCCAGUAUCGCCUUCUUCACGUCCAGUGUUGCAAUUUUCGGCUUUGGUACUUUCCUUCCAACAAUCAUCAAAGGGUUUGGCUAUACGAGCUAUCAGGCCAACUACCUGACGAUACCGGUCUACGCUGUCGGCGCCAUCUCCCUCUUGACACAAGCAUACUGGUCCGAUCGCCUCAAGCAACGAGCUCUAUUUCUACUGAUCUCAGCCUGUCCAGUGAUGAUCGCCUACAUCAUCUGCAUUGGCACACCGAGCAAGAUCGCUGGCUACAUUGCCAUGUUCAUCCUUGUCACUGGAGUGUACUCCGUCUCAUGUCUGCUCAUGACUUGGGUUGCCACAAACUUGGUUCCAGACUACAAACGCAGCGUCGGCCUCCCGAUCUUCGCCAGCAUCGGCAACUGCUCCGGCCUUGUAGCUGGCCAACUGUAUCCAAAGAGCCAAGGCCCGCGCUACAUCAUGGGCAAUUCGAUUAGUGUAGGACUCGAGGCAAUCGCUGCUGUCUUUGUGGUUCUCACAUGGUUGUUGCUGCGGAGAAGGAAUCAGCAGAAGGAGAAGCUGAUCGCGGAGGGUGCCACUGACAAUGGGCUCAAGGGCGACCGGGCGCUUGGGUUCAAAUACAUCCUGUAG